AUGGGGAGCUGAGGGAGAAUAACAGUAGUUAGCUAGCAACAGACAACAACCGCAGUUAAUGAAAUAAAUUAGCGACGGUUCAGGCGGCGAGCUACCGGAGGCCACCAUGACAAACAUCACGAAGAAAGUGUCGUGGUCCAGCCGGGCCGAGGAGUCCGGGGCAGCCGGGGAGGGGACACCGCUGCUCAACGGGUCCGAGCAGCCCCGACACUCCAGACAGCUGUCUGGAGGAGGCAGUAUAUUUCAGAUAGGCAGACUCAGCACGGUGGAUUUGGAGGGGGAGAUAACGUCAGAUGAGGAGUCUCUUAGGGGGCGGCCGAAAGAGAUCCCUCAUAAUGAGAAGCUUCUGUCACUUAAAUUUGAGAGUCUGGACUAUGAUAACAUUGAGAACCAGCUGUUUCUGGAGGGUCUGGACUAUGAUAACAUUGAGAACCAGCUGUUUCUGGAGGAGGAAAGGAGGAUGAGUCACAUGGGUUUCCGCUGUCUGGAGAUCAGUCGCUGGGUGGUCUGCGGUCUAAUCGGCUUUCUGACCGGCCUCAUCGCCUGUUUUAUAGAUAUUGUGGUGGAGCAGCUAGCUGGAAUCAAAUACCAAGUGGUCAAAGAGAACAUAGAGAAGUUUACAGAGGUGGGCGGCCUGUCAAUCUCUCUCAUACUCUGGGCGGUCCUCAACUCUGCCAUUGUCAUGCUGGGCGCCAUCAUAGUUGCAUUUUUCGAGCCCAUAGCAGCAGGAAGUGGCAUUCCUCAGAUAAAAUGUUACCUAAAUGGAGUCAAGAUUCCCAGGGUGGUACGACUCAAGACACUGGUGGUGAAAGUGUGUGGUGUUAUCUGUUCUGUGGUCGGCAGUCUUGCUGUCGGAAAGGAAGGACCCAUGAUUCACUCUGGUGCUGUUGUAGCUGCAGGGGUCUCACAGGGCAGGAGCACCUCUUUAAAGAGAGACUUCAAGAUCUUUGAAUACUUCCGGAGAGACACAGAAAAGAGGGACUUUGUGUCUGCUGGAGCCGCUGCCGGAGUCUCAGCUGCUUUUGGAGCACCAGUCGGUGGCGUUCUGUUCUCUCUGGAGGAGGGCGCUUCUUUCUGGAACCAGAUGUUGACGUGGAGGAUAUUCUUUGCCUCCAUGAUCUCAACCUUCACCCUGAACUUCUUCCUCAGUGUCUACCACAACAAUACAGGAGACCUUUCCAACCCCGGUCUCAUCAACUUUGGGCGCUUUGAGAGCGAUAGUGUGGCCUAUAACCUCUAUGACAUUCCCUUGUUCAUCGCUAUGGGAGCUAUAGGUGGAUUGCUGGGAGCUCUGUUCAACGUUCUCAAUUACUGGCUGACCAUCUUCAGGAUCAGGUAUGUUCAUCGCCCUUGUUUACAAGUGAUGGAGGCCAUGUUGGUUGCUGCAGUGACCGCGGCAGUAUCAUUCACCAUGAUCUACUUCUCCAAUGACUGUCAGCCUCUGGGGCCAGAGCACACUGAGGAGUACAAAAUGCAGUUGUUCUGUGCAGAUGGGGAGUAUAACUCCAUGGCAACGGCCUUCUUCAACACUCCUGAGAGAAGUGUGCGCAGUCUCUUCCACAACCAGCCAGGAACCUACAACCCACUGACCCUGGGUUUGUUCACCUUGACUUAUUUCUUCCUGGCGUGUUGGACGUACGGCCUGGCGGUGUCCGCUGGAGUCUUCAUCCCAUCUCUGCUAAUAGGAGCAGCCUGGGGAAGACUGUGUGGGAUACUGUUGGCCUCCAUCACAUCUACUGGCUCGAUCUGGGCAGACCCUGGUAAAUAUGCCCUGAUUGGAGCUGCAGCUCAGUUAGGUGGCAUUGUGAGGAUGACUCUCAGUUUGACUGUCAUCAUGGUGGAGGCUACAGGAAAUGUCACAUAUGGUCUUCCCAUCAUGCUCGUCCUCAUGACUGCCAAGAUAGUGGGAGACUAUUUUGUGGAGGGUCUGUAUGAUAUCCACAUCAAGCUGCAGAGUGUUCCCUUCCUGCACUGGGAGGCUCCUGCCACCUCCCACUGGUUGACCGCCAGAGAGGUAAUGAGUUCUCCAGUCACCUGUUUGAACAGGAUAGAGAAGGUGGGAACCAUCGUGGACACCCUUAGCAACACGUCCACCAAUCACAACGGCUUCCCAAUCGUCGUGCAGGUCACUGCUGGUGAUGAGCCAGCGAAGCUCUGCGGUCUCAUCCUCCGCUCUCAGCUCAUCGUUCUCCUCAAGCACAAGGUGUUUGUGGAGUUGGCCCGGUCCCGGCUGACGCAGAGGAAGCUCCAGCUGAAGGACUUCAGGGACGCUCCCCGCUUCCCCCCGAUCCAGAGCAUUCACGUCUCCCAGGACGAGAGGGAGUGUAUGAUGGACCUCACGGAGUUCAUGAACGCAACGCCUUACACUGUACCACAGGAAACAUCUCUGCCUCAUGUGUUUAAGCUGUUCAGAGCGCUGGGACUCCGACACCUGGUCGUGGUGGAUGAUGAAAACAGGGUGAUUGGACUUGUGACCAGAAAAGACCUGGCCAGAUAUCACAUGGGCAAACAUGGACUGGAGGAACUUCAGCUGGCCCAGACAUAAUACACCCACACACACACACUCACACUCUUACACACUUGAACUAUGACCACCUGAUGCCUCAUAAGCUCUAUGCAGGACACCAUCGAGGGCCAAGAGGUCUCCCUUAUUCUUUGAUGCCAAAAUGGUCACCGUGACGACACAAGGAAAUCCCCGUGUACAGGUCUGUUGGGUCAUUAACGAAAGACACUUUUAAUGUAAAACUGCUCCUGGUGUAAAACAUUUGAAGAAAAAAACAGCUCCCCCGAUCUUUGUGAAAUGUUUUAUCUUGAAAGGAUUCUUGAACUUCCUUUUCUUUCGGUCGUAUAGAAAGUAAUGUAUAAUGAACAGAAAAGAAAAAAUGCCUUAUUGGAGGAUUUUUCCUGCGCUUAUACACAUUCACAGACCUCACCCCCAGACAUUUUAUG
Molecule: messenger RNA, 2949 nt
Organism: Epinephelus moara (kelp grouper)
Lineage: Eukaryota; Metazoa; Chordata; Actinopteri; Perciformes; Serranidae
Product: H(+)/Cl(-) exchange transporter 7-like
Biological process (GO): transmembrane transport; chloride transport
Cellular component (GO): intracellular membrane-bounded organelle; lysosomal membrane
Molecular function (GO): voltage-gated chloride channel activity
Source: RefSeq, a predicted model, not a curated record